CACGAGUUGGCGCGCGUUGGUUCGCCCAGACCUUCGUAACCUGGAACCAAGUGAAAGAUUGACACUCUCUGGACGCGCUUCUCGGCAAAGACCCGAGCACGCGACGAGCCACGCAUCCCGGCACUGCUCUGCCCCACGCCUUCACCCGACGACCGUGAUCAUGGCCGAGGUGGAAACGACGUCCUGCGACGACGUCCUGCGCAGGGCCGCACAGGACGGCUCCAUGGACUAUGCGGUCUGGCCGGACCUGUUGCCCGUGCUGCUGGCUCGUAUCGAAAAUAUCGCGCGCACCGAGUUCCCCAUCCCCAACAUCCCUUCCCCCCACCCUCCUGCGCGCCCUCCUUCCCCGCGGUUCCUCGCCCCGCUCCCGUCGUCAGAUCCGUUCGAUACCUCCGACCAGGCAGAGCCAUCGCCGUCCUCGCAAGGGACUGACAAGGAAAAUGCCCACCCGUCAUCGCCCUCCGCUUCCAGGCAUGCAGCCCCCAGCACGAGCGCCUCGGCGGGAGGUCCGUCAUCCCAGCCAAGCGCGCCCGCUCCCCUGCCGAAGCCGAUCGCCGACAUGCUCGACGAGAUCCUGGCUGUCCUGCGCUCCAACUUCUCUCAAUACCCCCCUCACACAAUACAACGGCUGGCUGAGCUCGUUCUCCAACCGCGGCAGCACUACCGGAACGUGGUGCCUUACCUUCACGCACUUGAUCGUGUUGUUCACGUAACCAGCGGUGCCAACACCUAUCCGCUUCCGCCGGCCCUCCCCGAUAUCGGCGCCAUGUCGCUUCUGGCUAACGGUGCUGGCGGCGGCGCUGCAGGCAACUUGUCCGUCGACACCUUGGCGGCGAACAGUCUCGGGUCGGAUGAGGCGCUGGGGGGUGCUCUGCUGACGCCAAUUCCCUGGCUGGCGAGGAGCGCAAACGGAGGCAGCAGCGACGAUGGCAGCGACGUGGACAGCUCGUCGCCGCUGUCAGCAGGCGGGAACCCUGCCCAACAGUUCCAUCUUCAGCAGCAGGCACGUGGGGCCCAUCUCGAAGGCCGAGUGCAGACGGAGAGCACAGAGACCAUAGAAGGACCCAACGGGAUCGGCAGUAUCGAGACCGUUUCUGUGUCAGUCAAUGGCAUCCCGUCCACAGGUGCUGGGGCGGCCUUGCUCGGCCAGCGUAGCGUUACCCAGGGCGAGCUGUUGCGUCAGGAGCAGCGCGCCGGCUUGGUGCCACGGAACCAAAUCAAUCGGCAGCAGCAGCAACAACAACAACAGCGGCAUGCCGCAGAAUCUGGAACAAGUGGCGAUGCAGAUGACGACGCGGUCAUGAGCGAGAAUGUUCCUCAGGAGGAGGACGAGAUCCCGCAUGCGCGCGGACCGGAAGUGAUCGGCCUCGCCGAUACCGGCCCCCUGAGCGCGGCUGCCGCAAGCUACAUUGCGAGCGGCGGCAGCGGUGGUGGUGGCGGUCCGAAGAAUUUGCAGGGCAUGGAUGUUGAGGUUGCUGUUGGACAGAGGCUGCAGUCGCCUCCUGCGCAGCAGCAACCACAACAGGAGACCAACAAACGAACGAGCAGCAGCCCGGAUAUCGUCCCGCGCAGCCCCAAGCGCGAGGCGACGGGCAAUCUCGAACAGGAAUCCCCCAGGAAGCGACUCAAGGAAGAGGAGCCCGCCAGCUCAGCCAGCAAUGGCGGCGGGCAGGAUCAGAAUCAGGGACUCGCGCAGCUAGCAACUUCGCCCCCCUCCUCCGACACCCGCAGCACCACAACCAUCACCGCGACACCAGCCACCCACGGAGCUCAAGCCGGAGCGCCGGCGAAGCCCGACGCCGAAGGCGACGUCACCCUGCCCGACGCACAGCAACAGCCCGAACCCCCCGCCCCCGAUCCCUCCACAGGCGAGGCGACCACGCAAGGCGGCGACGGCGGCAACGAUGGCGACGAGACCACCAGCACGACGACCACCACCGCCCCCGUCAAAGGUGCCGAGGCCGCAGACAAGGCUGAUGGCGAGGGGGAGUCCACCGCCGAGCAGGACACGGCGGGCGCAACCACAACCACAAAAACAAGUUCUGCUCCCUCCACAGCUACUGUUACCACAACAGCGGCAGCGGCUGAUGGCGGGGCUGGCCCAGAACGCACAGGCGGCUAGGGCGGCUGGCUUCCGCCUUUCGGUGAUUUUCCGGGACAGGGCGCCUUUUUCGAAAUUCGCAUUGCUUCGUGUAGCUUGUUUACC
This is a messenger RNA of Thermothielavioides terrestris NRRL 8126, 2206 nucleotides long. RefSeq lists its product as uncharacterized. The record is from RefSeq and is a predicted model, not a curated record. Gene Ontology annotation, biological process: protein dephosphorylation. Gene Ontology annotation, molecular function: protein phosphatase regulator activity. NCBI's taxonomy places the organism in Eukaryota, Fungi, Ascomycota, Sordariomycetes, Sordariales, Chaetomiaceae. The transcript is spliced from 3 exons. Gene Ontology annotation, cellular component: nucleus; cytoplasm; protein phosphatase 4 complex. Bases 161 to 2122 code for a protein of 653 amino acids.